UCCCUCUGUAACCAAAGCUGCUGCCUUGUGCUCAGAUGUCCCUCCGCGACGUUCACUGCUUCCUCUAACCAUGUCUGUGGUGUGAUCAAACACCUCGUAAGGACGCGUUUGCUGGGGGGGGGUUCUUAUUUUUCUUCUUUUUUUUUUUUGACUCUCACAUGGUAUCUUACGGGAUCACAGCAGCUGUUCUAACAGUGCUAUGUGCAGCAAAAGCCUGUGUGCAGUGAAUGCACCUUGCAGCCCGGUGUGAAUCUUGCCAAACCACAUUAAAAUGCUUUUUUGGCUUCUCCCAAUGCAUGUCGUGGCCCGAGUUGCAACGGGAGUUUGGAUCUUUCUGCUCCUGCACAGAAGAGGUUACUGAGCCUGUUCCUGCAGCCAAAGGAGCGCUAGGAAAUGUUCAGCCUGUUCUUAGUGGGAUGAACUGAAGUGGCUUGGGUUUUCUUCCUUGCUGUAAUUAAAUAAGAAAACAAGAGUCCUUGGUUUAAAUCUUUUUAAUCUUUCUCCAGAGAAGAAAUGCUGAUUAGCACUCUGCAGCAUCUGUUAGAGAUGGACUGAAUUGUGGCAAAGGUAGUCUUGACCUUGAAUUUGGGAUUUCCUUGCCAACAUUUGACGACACUGUUUACCUAUUUGGACAACUCUAAGGCUUCAUGUAAAUCUAAGUGGAAUUCUGCUUGGUGAAAGGAAUUUGCUUGCUUUCUUAUAAAAUUACGGAAACUCUUAUUUGCCAGAUUCAGUAAAGCAUUAGCUUUAGUUAAUUUCUGUUACUGUAUUUAUUUCUCUGUCCAGCACAUGUGAAAUAAUAUUUUUGGUACACACAGCUUUCUGCUUCGAGCUUCCAUCAAAGAGCAGCUUGACACAAAUUAUACGAGGGGAUGGAUGUGGGAACAAAGGAGGUAUAAUUAGCUACAGAUAAACAGAGCUGUGUUUCUCGUCAGCAUCCUUUCAGAUCUUAACUUGUGUCUCACCCUCUUGGAGCGAAUUCUUUUCCACAGACUGGAAGAGGAAGGCAAGCUUUCCCUGGUCUUCCAGCUUUCAACCAGCCUUCAACUUGAAAUCAGGACCAGAUGAGCAGAGGGAGGUUUCUGUGAAGAUCAGAGUUGCCCCAGCCCUACCCCAGGAAGUGGCCCAGCAGCGCUGCAUCUCCAGCUGUCAUCGCUGCGGACCUGGAAAAGAAAGAAGAGAAGAAAAAUGUCCCAUGCUUUAAAGCAAGUGUUCAGUAAAGACAAAACCUUCCGGCCCAAGCGCAAGUUUGAGCCAGGGACUCAGCGGUUUGAGCUGCACAAGAAGGCUCAAGCCUCGCUCAAUGCUGGCCUGGACUUGAAAGUUGCCGUCCAGCUGCCGCCGGGAGAGGGGCAGAAUGACUGGGUGGCCGUGCACGUGGUGGAUUUCUUCAACCGCAUCAACCUGAUCUACGGCACCAUCAGUGACUAUUGCACGGAGCAGUCCUGCCCCGUCAUGUCGGGAGGACCCAAGUACGAGUACCGGUGGCAGGACGAGCACAAGUACCGGAAACCCACGGCCCUGUCUGCUCCCCAGUACAUGGACCUCCUGAUGGACUGGAUUGAGGUACAGAUCAACAACGAGGACAUCUUUCCCACUAAUGUUGGUACUCCCUUCCCCAAGAACUUCCUCCCGGUGGUGAAGAAGAUUCUCUCCAGGCUCUUCCGGGUCUUUGUCCAUGUCUACAUCCACCAUUUCGACAGGAUCACCCAGAUGGGGUCGGAAGCCCACGUGAACACCUGCUACAAGCACUUUUACUACUUUGUGAAAGAGUUCAAUCUCAUAGACACCAAGGAGCUGGAACCACUGAAGGAAAUGACCUCCCGGAUGUGCCACUGAGAUCAGACCUUCCUGCUCCCACCUCGGCCUCUCUUCUGAGGACUCCGAGUCCCACUCCUGCAUUGGGGACAUGAUUCAAGGGGAGAACAGAGACAUUUUGUUAAAGAAAUCUAUAUAUUUUUAAUGAGUUUCAAUCUAAAACUGUGAUAUUGCAGGAAUAUUUUUUUAAAGAUUCUCUAGAUUAACUAGUUUUUUAUAGUAAUUUCUAUAAAAAGAGGAAAAUAUUUUGGGCCACUUGGUGGAAACGCUCACUCUUUGAGAAGGGAAGAGCCACCUUGUACUGCCUCAUCCCUGUGCCCUCACUGCAGCAGCACCAAGUGAGCCGAGCCAGACGCUUCAGAAAGAGCCGUGUCGUGUAGCUGGUGCUGCCAUGGAAGCGGUACUUCCCUCUGGACACCCAUUUCCCACCCAUGAAGGGAGGUUACGGGGGGAUUGGGGAAGGAAUGCCGGUGUACGUGGAUCCCCUGGGGUGCUGUUUGGUUCCAGCACCCCUUCCGCUGGCUGUGAGUCCAGCUUUUUGGCCAGAGCUGCUUUUGUGCUCGCCCUUCACUUUGGCAUCCCGUCCCCAAGGCUUGGCCCUCCUUGCUUUCCCUCUGCAAGAAGUUGGACUUGGGUUUCUUUCGUGUCUAGACCGGUGCUGCCACUGCUAGUGGAGUCUGUGCCGGAGCGCUGCUGUUGUGAGUCUGCUCUCGCCUCUCACACCAGCUCCGAGCUGAGCUGCGGCUCUGGGGUCGGUGCUGGCGGCGGUGGGCCAGGCAGGCCCUGUGCCUCGGGGGAGCGAGCGGAGGGAAGGCGCUAGGACAGGCGUGGGGAAGGCUCCUCAAACCACCUGCGCUUCCCCAUCCCCCCGUGGCCCCCUGCCCCGCUGGGGAGGAGCUGGGCCACUCGCCCUCCGGCCUCGCUUGCUGGCUGUGUGGGGACCAUUCCCCGCUUCCCGUCGGGGUGAGGAGCCGUCUCCCUCUUCCCCAGGGUCCCGUCCCCACUCGGCUGCCUGCACAAGCAGCUCCGCUGCGCGACGGGAGCUUUGCAGUGCCCCCCCAGGUAGGUAGAUAGGGUACCUAGGAUUCGGGGGGCUGGGGGAGCAGGGUUUACAAGCAGAGAGAAAAGGUUUUGAUGAACAGUGACCAAACUGUACCACUAACCACUUCUUCCUUAGAAAGUUUUUCUGUGUCCUGGAAUCUCUGUACAUACGUGACUCUUGUUUCUUUUACUAUCGUUAGGACACUCGUACAAAUACCACUAUAGUUCUCUGAAAUGGAACCAAUAAAUUAUGUUGUAUUGACGUAGCGCA
This is a messenger RNA of Tyto alba (common barn owl), 3130 nucleotides long. It is a transcript of the gene MOB3A, whose product is annotated as MOB kinase activator 3A. Lineage: Eukaryota; Metazoa; Chordata; Aves; Strigiformes; Tytonidae. Gene Ontology annotation, biological process: positive regulation of protein phosphorylation; signal transduction. Bases 1189 to 1839 code for a protein of 216 amino acids. Gene Ontology annotation, molecular function: protein kinase activator activity. The record is from RefSeq and is a predicted model, not a curated record. Gene Ontology annotation, cellular component: nucleus; cytoplasm. The transcript has 4 exons.